UCACUGGUUGUGAGAUAGUAUUCACCUUGCUGACCAUCUCAGACUUCUCAACCCGUGUGAAGACCUUCGACUACGAACAAAGGAUUCCAGCACGAUCCGCAUUCAACAUCGUAACUGAGCCAGCAGUUCAUUCACAACCUUGGAAUCCAGAGACAUUCACGGCAGACAAGUCACAAACCAGGCCGACCGUCUAUAUAAUCCGAUGCUGUUUCCCAAAGAUCAUCAUGUCCCCAUUCCAUCCCAACCGCACACGCAAACGCAAUGGCCACCAUCGCAGGAACCGGGCGAUGGAAGAGGUGUGAGGCGAACAAAGUCCAUCGAUCAGAAGCCGAAGCAGCCUCCUGUCCUGCAUGCCAUAACGCCCUACCAACAGUCACAAGACAACGAAAGCCUGCUGCCAUCCGUCACAUGUCGGCGACAAAUUCCACCACGAAUAUCGACGACCAAGCCCCCAUCAUCCCUGACUCCUGGCCCUCUCCUUCACCCUCUGGGGCCACGACCUCAGACUCUACCUUCAGUGCAUUGCUUGAUUCACCUCCACUGUCACCACGCACUCCGCUCCCAACAUCGAGUGCUACGGCCAACGCAUACCCAACCCCCCAGCCGUCACACACGAAGUCACUCUUCGGCGCCUUCCAACCCGCCGUGAGCCCCACGCCAUCCUUCACCGUUCGGGACGAUUCACCUUCACCCGGCCCUUCACUUUCACACACCGGCAACUUCUUCGCCAACCUCUUCCGCCAGACUUCUCAAUCUCCAAACCACGAAGCAUACUUUCCAACAUCUGAGCGCCGCAACGCCAUCGCGCCCGAAAUUGACGGGUUUCAAAACUUCGAGCACGACAUCAUCCAACAAGGGCAGGAGGAGAGUACAACGCAGCCCGACAUCCUUCCAGAGAUGGCAACGAUGCAUCCACAAGUAAACACACCAGCACUAGCACCAACAGCACCACCUCCCAUCUCCGCAACCACAGACCUCGCAACCCUCCACGCAACCCGCAAAACCCUAACAACCAACCUCCAAGCCGCAACAGCGCUGAUCAACCGCCUCCGCACGCGCGAAACCUUCGCCCUGCAAGAGCGCGACCGGGCGCGCGAAAAUGCAGCAGCGACGCGCGAGGAGUUGCAAGCGCUGCGAGCGGAGCGGCGCAGGGAGUAUUUUGCCUCGAUCAAGGUGCGGUGUGUCCUGGCUUUGAUUGUGGUGGGGUGUGUGUUGGGGCUGCUGAAUGCGGCGAAUCGGUGGUUGUAUUGGGAGGAGUUUGAGUGGGUGCGGCGCAGGACGGGGGAGGUGCUUGGGAUUUGAAGGGGAAGAUGGGGAGGAGUGGGAAGUUGAGGGGAUCGGAGGGUUGAGAGUGGAAGGGCUGUGUUCCUGUGUGUCAAUGCUUGUCUUUCUGCUGCGUUUUGUACGAAAGGAAGAAGGGAGAAGAGAGAUAGCGAUCAAUCAUGCGAUUCCAUACCAUCUACUUCCCUUUCCAUCAAGUACUCAGAACAUAAUGCUACAUUGUCCCCCAUCACCUCUUGCCCGCCACCUUCUUCUCCUCCACAGGCUUACACCACAACCACAAGGCCACAAAAGCCACCCACCCCGCAAUCGUGACCCA
Neohortaea acidophila is the source of this 1600-nucleotide messenger RNA. RefSeq lists its product as uncharacterized. The record is from RefSeq and is a predicted model, not a curated record. The transcript has a single exon. Lineage: Eukaryota; Fungi; Ascomycota; Dothideomycetes; Mycosphaerellales; Teratosphaeriaceae. The coding region runs from base 262 to 1302 and encodes 346 amino acids.